AUGAAUAGAGUUAGUGUUUUAAGCAAAUACCAAUGCUUAAAGAUUAACUCUCCAAAUAGAUUUUUUUCAAAAUAUUUUACAACAUCAACAAUAAAUUCAACAAAAAUAACAAAUGAUCAAUCACAAACAAACUCUGCAGGAAAAGAAAUAUCACAACCAAUUUUAAAAUCUCAAGAUAAACUCAAAAAAUCAAUUUUAAAAACAUCAACAGAUACAAAUUUUUUAAAAGAUAUAAAUAAAAAACAUCGACAACAUUAUAUUAAACCACAAAAAGAUGAUGAAAAUAUUAUUUUAAAAACAUUAAAUGAUUUAAAAACAAAUAAUUUAAAUACAAAAGAAUUAAUUAGUGAUAGAUUAUCAGAAUUAUUUUUAAAUAAAGAAAUGAUUAAAUUAAUAAGUGAAAAUGAAAUUGAAUCAAUUAAUGAAAUAUUUAAAAUAGUUUUAGGAGCUAAAAAAUCACAACAACCACCAACAGUAGCAUUUUUUACAAAAUCAUUUUUAAAUAAAUCAUCAAAAGAAUUUAAAAUGAAAUUAGAUUCAUUACCAAUUAUAGUUUACUUUUUAUCAGUUUUUGAAUCAAAAGAUAUAAUGAAAAGUUCAGAUUCAGAUUCAGAUUCAACAGCAACAAAUAAUUAUUUAACUGUUGGAAAAGGUAUAUCAAAAAAGUUUAUUCAAAAUUUCCAAGAUUCAAUUUCAUCAGAACUUGAUAUAACAGAUUUACAAGAACAUUUAUCAGAUAUGAUUAAAUUAUCAAAAUUUUCAAGAUUACUUGGAUAUUUAACAAAUGUUGAAAUUUCAAGAGAUAAAAUUAAAAAAUUAAAAGAUAAAAAUGAAAUUUUUAAUCAAUUAAUAAAUGAAUUUGGUGAGAAUAUAAAUGAAAUUGAAUUUCAAAAUUUAUUUAAAAAUGAGAUACAUUUUAUAUCAUUCCUAUUAACAUUAUCAAGAAAUCAAAUUAUAACAAUUUUAUCAAUAAGUAAUAAUAGUUGUUAUGAAGAAGAAGAAGAAGUUGAAGAAGUUGAAGAAGUAAAUGUAAAAGGGGAGGGAGGAGAAUUAUUUAAACGAGUUGACAAAUAUGAAGAUAAUAAUAAAGGAAUUUUUAAUCAAAAUAAAAUUAAAAGUUUAAUUGAAAAUAUACCAGUUUCAAAAGUAAGAGAACGUUUAUAUUGGUUUUUAUUAAUGGCUAAAUUAAGAUACCCAAUUAGUGAGAAUUAUUUUAAUGAUAUUGAAAUUUCAUUACAUUAUGAAAAAGAUCCAUCAUUUAUCUUGUUUUUCUUUAACCAUUUCAAGAUUUUUGGGUAUAUACCAUCAGAUUCAUCAGAAGCAAAGAUUUUCCAAAGAUAUGUAAGGGUUGCUACUCUUGAUGAAGCUCUUCAUUAUUUCGAUUCAAUUAAAAAGAAACCUCAAUCUUUAAAUAUCAUUAUGAUCACUCAUUUACUUUUAGCAAUGAAUAAAUUUAAUAAUCAAUUAGAUAGAAAAAUAAUAAUUGAUUCAACUACCAAUACUACUACCAAUACUACUAUCAAUACUACUAUCAAUAAUAAUAAAAUAAAAAAAUAUCAAAGAUCAAUUGAAAAUGAAAUGUUAACUCUUUAUUCUAGUAAAAUUAAGGAUAUUAUAGGCUCAAAUUCAAGUUUAUACAAUUUUACAUUAUCACAACUUUUACAUGGUGAAAAAUGGAGAAAAGUUUUAUUUAAUACUUUAGUAACUCAAUUAAUUGAAAAACAUAUAAAUUCAGUCACCGAUGAAACACUUUUAAUUAUAAAUGAAUAUUUCUCAAUUCAUAAAGAUGAUGUAAUCCUUAAAAAAUUGUAUGAACUCUCUAAAAAAAUUCAUCUUUCAAAAGAGUUACUCUCAAAUCUUACAAUUCAAUUUCUAAUUCACAAAAGGGAUUAUUCUAAUGCAAUCAAUUCUUUAAUUGAAUUAUAUAAACAAGAAACUCCAAUUUUAAAAUCAACUUUAAAAUUAUUAAUUAAAAGUGAUCCAACUCAUCCAAUUUUAUUUGAAUUUUAUAAAACUUUACCACAACAAUUUGAAUUAAUUGAACCUACAAAUCAAGAACAAGAGCAAGAUCAACAAGAUCAACCACCACCACCACAACAACAACAAGAACAACAACAAGAACAACAACAACAACAAGAACAACAACAACAACAAGAUCAACAACAACAAGAUCAACAACAAGAUCAACAAGAAAAACAACAAAUUAAAGAAAUUAAACCAAAAUUAAAAGAAAAAUUAGAAAGUGAAAAACUUAUUAAUUCAGAAUUAUUUUUAGAAUGUAUAAAUGAUCCAAUGAAAUUAUAUAGAAUUUUAGAUGGAAAAAUUGAAAUUUUAGCAAGUACAUUUCAAAGUAUUGUUAUGAAAUCAUUAGAAUCGGGUAAAUAUCAAUUUGUUGAAAGCAUAAUUUCAAAGAGAUUUGGAGAUAGUUCAAAAUCAAUUGAUAAGCAUUUAUUAUCAAAAUUAAUUACAAUUCCAAAUUUACCAAUUUCAAAAGAUGAUCCAUACAAUAUUGAAAAACUACUAUUAACAAAUAAUCGAUCAGAGAAUUUAGCACUUUACAAUAAACUUUUUAAUUUAUCUUUAAAUAAUGGUCUUUUAAAUUGUGCAAAGAAUUAUAUUUUAAAGAUUAUUCAACAAUCAAAUCAAAGACUUGUAACAUCAUUAUGUUAUCAAGGUGAAGAAGCCUUAAUUUAUUCUUAUAUUUUAUCAUUAAAUAAUUUAAAUAUUAUUAAUAAUAAUCAAGAAAAUAAUAAUAAUAAUAAUAAUGAUUUAAAAGAAACAAUUGAAAAUCAAAUUAUUAAAUGGAUAGAAUCAGUAUUUGGUUGUAAUAGUUUAAAUGAAAUUAAUAAUGAUGAUUUUGUAUUUUCAAUUCUUUUAGGAUUUCAUCAUUCAACAUCUGCAUACUAUAAGAAACAAAUUGGAAAUUUAAAUGAACAACAACAAUUACCAUCAUCAUUAUAUUUAAAGAUUAGAUCAAAUUUAAUGCAAGUAAUAAAUAAAUAUUUUGAUCUUAUAGUUUUGGAUAGAAUGAUAUUAUCAAGUUAUGGUCUUGAAUCAAAAUAUUAUGGUGAAGCUAUUGAUUUUCAAAAGGAUUUCAUCUCAAUGAUAACAAUAAAUGAACUUUACCAAUAUACAAUUUUAAAAUUAAAUUUACUUGAAAAAAAAAAUAAUAAUAAUAACAACAAUAAUAAUAAUAAUAGUUACUAUCGAAUUUCAAUAGAUAAGAAAUUCAUUGAAAAUAAUGAUCAAUCAUUUAAUGAAAUUGAUUUAUUAUUAAAGAAUAUUAGUACAAAACAAAUUUCAGUUAUUGUACCAUUUUUAAUGGGUUUCAUUGAAAAUCCAUCAUUAAUGAAAUAUCUUUCAGUGAUAUUAUCAAAUGAUUUGAACAAAUAUGAUACAGCAACAACAACAACAACAACAACAACAAUUGGUAAUAAUUUCAUUCAAAGAUUAAUGGAAUCAUCAUCAAAUUCAAAGGAAAUUGACUUUUUAAAUAUUUCAAAUACAUUCUUUUUUAAAUAUUUCAUUUCAGUUGGUGAUUUAAAAAGUGCUUUCAAAGUUCAUUUUAAACAAAUUCAUAUUUUAAUUAGAUUUAGAUUAAUUCAAGAUAUUUUAAAGAAUCAACCAUUGGUAAUGGAUCAUAUAUUUAAAAUAAUCUCAUCAGAACUAGAACUAGAACAACAACAACAACAACAACAACAACAACAACAACAACAACAACAACAACAACAACAACAACAACAACAACAACAACAAAAAUCAUCAUCACCAUCAUUAGAUUAUGGUUUAAUUGAAAGUUUAUUAUCAGUUACUUCAAUUUUAAAUGAUUCAAAAUCAAUUCAUUUCUCUUUAAAACUUUAUAAUUUAGCUAGUGAACAUGCUAAAUUAAACAAUUCAAGAAUUCCACUAUCAAUUACAAAUUCAAAAGAUUUGGUUUUAUCAGGAUUUAAAAAUAGAAAUGAUCAUUUCCAAUUAUCUGAAAAUUUGAAAAUUUCAGAUAUUGAAAAACAAAUGAAACAAACACGUGGUGCAGGUGCUGAUGGUGCAGAUGAAAUUAUUAUUAAAAAUCAUUUAACAAGUUCUCAACUUUUAAAUGAUAUUAAAUAUAUUUUAAUUCAUUCAAAUUAUAAGCAAUUAAAAGGUAUUGGUUUCGGUGUACUUAGAGGUGACAUUCCUUUUACAAUAAAUGAUAAAAUUAAAGUGUUCCUUUUAGUUGAAGCUUUUGCAGCAGAAGAAGGCAGAGAAAAAGUUAAUAGCUUUUUGAAUACUCCAUCAUUACUAAACAAUUCCUUAGACUUUGAAUUAUUAAGAACUCCAAAAAUCACAAAAUUAAUCUCUUUCAUUUUCAGAACUAAUUCAAGCAUCAAACAUGAUUCAAAUUAUUUCCCUGAAUUUUCACCAGAUUUCUUACCUAAUAAAUUCAAAUUUUAUUCUGCUCAUCUUGAAGAUAUUAAUAAUAAUGAUAAUGAUAAUAGUAUUCAAGAUAUAUCAAAUAUAGUUAAUUGUAAUAGUGGUCCAGAAUCUUUUUAUUAUAGAAAAGUUUUAAAAUAUUUCUUUAAAAAAAGAAUUUUAAAAAAUUUAUAA
Molecule: messenger RNA, 4584 nt
Organism: Dictyostelium discoideum AX4
Lineage: Eukaryota; Evosea; Eumycetozoa; Dictyosteliales; Dictyosteliaceae
Exons: 2
Coding region: 1-4584 (1527 amino acids)
Source: RefSeq, a predicted model, not a curated record